Molecule: messenger RNA, 1252 nt
Organism: Raphanus sativus (radish)
Lineage: Eukaryota; Viridiplantae; Streptophyta; Magnoliopsida; Brassicales; Brassicaceae
Product: rhomboid-like protein 14, mitochondrial
Exons: 2
Coding region: 80-1066 (328 amino acids)
Cellular component (GO): membrane
Molecular function (GO): serine-type endopeptidase activity
Source: RefSeq, a predicted model, not a curated record
AAUAAACGAGAUUACUUUAGGAAUCUGAGAGAGAUUUUGAAUAAGAAGAUCAGAAGCAAAGAAUCAUCUCUAAACUUCAAUGGCGCAUUCUGUCGAAGGAAGAAGAAGAGCAAGCGGAGGGAUGCUUCCUCUUCUGGCGCUCAGCACCGUCGCUGAGUACUACAGACUGCCGUGGAAACCUCCCGUGACGGCGGGUCUAUUAGCCGCCAACACUCUCGUCUAUCUCAGACCGGCGUUUAUCGAUCCGGUUAUCCCUCACAUCAACGACGUUCUGUUCAAUCCAAACCUCAUCCUCAAGCACAAGGACUUGAAACGAUUCUUUCUAUCACCGUUCUACCAUCUAGACGAGCCUCACCUAGUCUACAACAUGAUGUCUCUCCUCUGGAAAGGGAUCAAGCUAGAGACAUCCAUGGGAAGCACCGAGUUCGCUUCCAUGGUCUUUACCCUUCUCGGUAUCUCGCAAGGAGUCACGCUGCUUUUAGCCAAGUCCCUCCACGUCAUCUUCGACUACGAAAGAGCCUUUUACAACGAGUACUCGGUGGGGUUCUCCGGCGUCCUGUUCGCUUUGAAAGUCGUUCUCAAUGCUCGGGACGAGGAUUAUUACACCAGCGUGUACGGUAUCCUCGUCCCGAGUAAGUACGCCGCCUGGGCGGAGCUGGUUCUAGUGCAGAUGUUUAUGCCCAGCGCUUCGUUUCUUGGGCAUUUAGGUGGGAUUCUUGCUGGUAUUCUCUAUUUGAAGCUGAAGAGGUCUUCUCACUCGGGUUUAGACCCUGUUAGUGUGGUGGUUAGAGGUGUUACUUGGCCAUUGAAGUUUCUGAGCAGUUUGGUUAGGUCUGGAAGGAGGAGGGUUUCGGGGAGAGGAAGAGUGGGGAGAGGACCUGGGAUCUGGAGAUGCCAGUCGUGUACUUAUGACAAUUCUGGUCGGCAAAGUGUUUGUGAGAUGUGUGGUUUGGGAAGGGGUAGAGGAAACGGAUGGUCAGUGAACAACCAGGGACAGUUACAUUCUUCUUCUAGUGAUAUUCCUUUAGAUGAGCUGCGCCGUCGAAGAGUAGAUAGGUUUAGUUAAUUCUCUGGAGUGUGAAUGAAAGCUUAAGCUGAACUAUAUUCAUUGCAUUAUCAUAUGAUUAGAGAGCUUUCUUCAAUCUGUCUUCUCUUUUCAUGUAUUUCUUUAUAGGUGGAGUUACGAAUAGUGCUUAUGAAUCUGUAACUAGUUUCACUAACUAAACUAUAUGUUUGAUCAUCCAUCAGUGAA